AUGAGCAUUUUCCAACAGUUCAUCACCUCCUCCUUGAUGGUUGUAUUCUUCGCCGGACUGGCUUCGGCGAAUUGGGACCCCGCAACGGGCCACCUUUAUAACUACAGACCCUCCAAGAGCUGGAUCAGUCAGCAAAAGGGCGCGAGAUGUUUCAAAGACGUCCAAGUCGCCGAAUGUGCUCAAAAUACUAGGCUGUCGUAUCCACAUGUGCAAUUGUUUGCUACUUUCGAAGUCGAGCACUCCAAAGACAAGAACCAUGGAUGUCCUUACGGUACCUGCUGCGGUUUCUCCGAUUUGCCAUCGCCAUCCGACAUGGAAGCCGACGAGGCUAACUAUCACUCCUUCUUUUGGCAUGAUCUCGGUGGGAUCUCAGGCCCUGGUACCAACCCAAUCGCUAAUCCUCAGACGGGUGCUUUCGGGUACGAAAGCAGCGCUGGAAAGUAUCAUGAAGGCAAAGCCGAUGUUUCCAACAUGCAGAAAGGCCACGACUCCAACUAUCCCGGCUUCAAGCUGCCACCCGCCUGGUCACAUUUCAACUAUCCUACUGGUGCAUCACAGUCGGGACAGCCUAAGUGUGGAACGGCUGAUGGAGAAAAUUUGGACCCUGGACAAAAGCCCGGAAGCUAUGGAAACUAUAAACCAUCCCGAGGCAGCUCCAAAACUUCUCCCGACAACAGUGGCUCUUACACUUCCCGCCACAACCGUGGAUCUUACACUUCUCCUGACAACAGUGAUUAG
Messenger RNA from Puccinia triticina, 738 nucleotides. RefSeq lists its product as uncharacterized. The record is from RefSeq and is a predicted model, not a curated record. NCBI's taxonomy places the organism in Eukaryota, Fungi, Basidiomycota, Pucciniomycetes, Pucciniales, Pucciniaceae. The transcript has 5 exons. Bases 1 to 738 code for a protein of 245 amino acids.